This is a messenger RNA of Camelus dromedarius (Arabian camel), 1914 nucleotides long. It is a transcript of the gene LRRC71, whose product is annotated as leucine rich repeat containing 71. The transcript is spliced from 15 exons. The coding region runs from base 147 to 1829 and encodes 560 amino acids. NCBI's taxonomy places the organism in Eukaryota, Metazoa, Chordata, Mammalia, Artiodactyla, Camelidae. Gene Ontology annotation, molecular function: protein binding. The record is from RefSeq and is a predicted model, not a curated record.
CGAGGCAACGCCACGACAGCCGGGUCCCGUUAGUGGACGCGGACUAGAGACCCUUGAUUCAGCCACCUCCAGGCGAGCCCCACAGAGUCCCAUCCUGCCUCUUCGCCCGCGUGAGAGUCCACAGAGUCUCUGCGGAAGCCACCAGCAUGUCCGCCGAGGCGAGAGCACCAACCUCAGCCUCACCCAGGACCCCGCGUCCCGGGAUCCAGAAGUCGUCUGGUGCAGUGACCAAGAAGGGGGAUCGCGGGACCAAGGAGAAGCCGGCGACCGCCCUGCCGCCAGUGUGCGAGGAAGAGCCCAAAAAUCCUGAGGAGUACCAGUGCACCGGCGUCCUGGAGACAGACUUCACCGAACUCUGCACGCGGUCGGGCUACACGAAGUUCCCCAAAGUGGUCAUCCGGCCCUACCCGCACUCGCCCUCCGACUCCUCCUCCGUGUCGUCAAAGACCACCGUAGAGGAUCAGCUGCUGUCGAGAUCCUGCAGCCUCAACAGCUUAGAGAGCAAAUAUGUGUUCUUCCGGCCCACCAUCCAGGUGGAGCUGGAUCACGAAGACAACUCCUUGACAGAAAUCUACAUCCGCGGCUGGAAGCUUGAGGAGCAGAUCCUGGGUAUCUUCUCUAAGUGUCUGCCCUCUCUCAGCCAGCUGCAGGCCAUUAACCUGUGGAAGGUGGGGCUGACUGAUAAGACCCUGACCAUGUUCAUCGCCCUCCUGCCUCUCUGCUCAUCCACGCUCAGGAACGUGUCUCUGGAGGCGAACCCGUUGCCGGAGCAGUCCUAUCACAAGCUUAUGGCAGUGGACAGCACGAUCGCGCACCUGUCUCUGCGGAACAACAACAUCGACGACUACGGGGCGCAGCUCCUGGGCCAGGCUCUGGCCACGCUGCAUAGCUGCAACCGCACCCUGAUGUCGCUCAACCUGGCCUUCAACCACAUCGGGGACGAGGGCGCGGGCUACAUCGCCGACGGCCUCCGGCUGAACCGCUCCCUGUGCUGGCUGUCCCUGGCCCACAACCGCAUCCAGGACAAGGGCGCCCGGAAGCUGGCCGAGGUCCUGCGCCCCUUCGAGCUGACGCACGCCGAGGUGGUGCAGCGCCGGCGCCUCCUGCUGGAGAAAGGGUCGCAGGAGCGAUCGCGAUCGCCCUCCAGCUCUCGACAUGGGGACUCCAAAACAGAACGUGAGAAGAAUCAGCUGAUGGGGGUCAGCAGUUUUGCACUGAUGGACAAGACAGACAAGACACAGACAACGAAGACCCCCAGGGGCCUGGGCAAGAAAAAGGAGAAGUCGGGGGAAGUGGUGAAGAAAGAGGAGAAGACAGGGUCUGGGCAGUCCCCCAUACAAGGAACCCCGAAGAAAGAAGACUCCACAAAGGCAGGCAAGGGGAAGGUAACCAUCCCUGAACAGAAAGUAAGCAAGGGAAAAGGACCCAAGACUGGGAGCAAAGAGAAGCGCAGCAUCCUCCAGGAAUCAGAGUAUUCUGCCUUAGAAGCUACUGAGAUGGUCAACCCUCUCCUGGAACCCGUGGAGCACCGAGAUGGGAAAGUUUUCAUGCCUGGAAACAAGGUCCUUUCCCACCUCAACCUUCUCAGAAACCGCAUCACGGAGGUGGGGCUGGAGGCCUUCCUCGCCACGGUGCAGUAUCAGGCACAGUUCUUCAAGUCCAAGACAGCAUCCAAGGGCCCUGUGGGACCGCUGUGGCUGUGCCUGGAGAAAAACUGCUUCUCCCCACAAUGUCCUGCGUACCUCAUGAUCCAGAAGCUGACGCUGACCAGCGACCCCAACAGUAAGGCCAAGCACAGGGAGGAGGCAGCCACCACUGCCUCCACCUAGCCCCAGGCCCCCACCUUCUUCCUGGAGAUUCUGGGCCAUGGAAGCAUCUCCUUUCCACGUGUGGACUGGACCUCCAUGGGGAGAU